UGAAGUGCUGGCUGUUGGUAUUGCGGAAGGAACCCUGGCAUCCCUGGCCUCUAAUUCCGGUGGCUACGUAGGUUUUAACUUAUGAAAUCUGUUGGAAGCGGUGGUUUGCUCAUCCUCAAGUACUUAGUCUCUCUUGACUGGUAGGGUGGCUCAGGGUUCUCAAACCUUCGGAGCGGGGCGGCAGGGGCGUGUGGGAAUACUUCCGUGCACCCUCACCGCUCAGGGCCUUAACCAAACACUCGAUUUUAGUACCCGGCCUGCCGACGGCGCCAGGACCUUUUUGAUAAUAUUCGCGAGUAUUGACAGGGAAAACUGACGUAGUAGAAGCCGUGCUGCCGAUUCAGUACAUAUACUUUAAAGACGAUUCAGAAAAUUGUUUAAUUAAAACCGUGUACUUUUUUGAUUGCGAUUUUUCUUACUACAUGAAUUAGGGCCGGACAUCUAAUCAACAUACUGUAUUGGGAUUUCCGAGCCCAAUGGCGACAAGGGAGCCAGGAGAUGUCGUAGCACAGUCCACCCUUCCCACUUCAGCCAGUCACAGCAAGGAAGCGCCUGAAAAACCGAACUAUGCCCUCAAACUUACUCUCGUGGGGCAUACAGCAGCAGUAUCAUCGGUUAAGUUUAGUCCUAAUGGAGAAUGGCUAGCAAGUUCUUCUGCUGAUAAAUUAAUUAUAAUUUGGGGAGCAUAUGAUGGAAAAUAUGAGAAAACACUAUAUGGACACAAUCUAGUAUCAGAUAUUGCCUGGUCAUCAGAUUCCAGUCUUCUUGUUUCUGCCUCCGAUGAUAAAACUUUGAAGAUAUGGGAUGUAAGGUCUGGAAAAUGUUUGAGAACAUUGAAGGGACACAGGAACUAUGUCUUUUGCUGUAAUUUCAAUCCACUAUCCAACCUCAUCAUUUCAGGAUCCUUCGAUGAGAGUGUGAAAAUAUGGGAGGUGAAAACAGGAAGGUGCCUCAAGACUUUGUUCUGCUCACUCUGACCCAAUUUCUGCUGUUCAUUUAAUUGUAAUGGGUCUUUGAUAGUAUCAGGUAGUUAUGACGGUCUCUGUAGAAUCUGGGAUGCUGCCUCAGCGUGUUUAAAAACACUUGCUGAUGAUGAUAACCCUCCUGUCUCUUUUGUAAAAUUUUCUCCAAAUGGUAAAUAUAUUCUCACUGCAACUUUGGACAAUACUCUUAAACUGUGGGAUUACAGUAGAGGCAGAUGCCUGAAGACAUACACUGGUCAUAAGAAUGAGAAAUACUGCAUAUUUGCCAGUUUUUCAGUUACUGGUGGAAAGUGGAUUGUGUCUGGUUCAGAGGAUAACCUGGUUUACAUUUGGAACCUUCAAACUAAAGAGAUUGUACAGAAAUUACAAGGUCAUACAGAUGUCGUGAUCUCAGCAGCUUGUCAUCCUACAGAAAACAUCAUUGCAUCAGCAGCAUUAGAAAAUGACAAAACAAUUAAACUGUGGAUGAGUAACUGCUAAAGCCAGGUAUGCUACAUUGAAUGGCAGGACCUCCACCUCAUUAUUAGGUUGUGCCAUCUUGUGAUGGCAAUGUGUGCUACAUUGAAUGGCGAGACUGCUCUCCUUCAGGAUGUUACCUAACUUCUAUAUACUUCGGACUCAUUGUACGUAAGUCACUUCUUGUGCCAUCACUGCCUGCCUCCCUCUAGGCUCAGUGGACAGCUGAAUUAGAUUUUCUUCUUUCUAUACAGUUCCUGAUAUAAAACUCAAAAAUAAUAUUUGCCAAUGUGUCAUAAUGUUUUCAUGGGCCAUGUUUUUAGCAGAUAUGAGUUCUGUGGGAUCAGGAAGUUUCGAUCCCACAGAGCUCAUUAUUCACCUUUGUAUUCUGUUUGAUGAAUGACAGUGUGAUACCACAACACCCUUUAUUCCUUGCCUGCUUUCAAUAAAUUUUAGUAAUAAAAUCUAAAAUAAAAAUAUAACGUAGAAAUAAAAAAUACAACGUAGAAAAUAGUUUCUACCAUGGAGACAUGAUAAACAUACAAAAAAAAUCUAAAAAAUUAAUACAACAGUAAUUUUAACUGAAAGCAACAAGGGCAAAACUAUCUUAUAUUUUAUAGCACCUCAUAGUGCUCAUUAAAUUGUAUUUGACAAAUUCUGAGGAAUAUAUAUAUAUAGUGACUAGAAUGGUAAAUUACAAGUCGAGUAUUAGUGUAAGAGGUUGGUAUAUGAGGAUACUGGAAAAAGUAGUGUGUAUUAGAGGCAGUUCUGAAAUUGUGGCUAAGAAAUUUAUAUUUAACCCUUAAAGAGAUAGUCAUAGUAUGUUAUCACGUAGAGAAUAACAAUGAGAAAUGGUUGUGUGAAUUCUUGGUGCAUGGCAAUAAUUAUCAGCCUUUAGUUAAGUGAGACAUUUUUAUUAAACCUACAAGAAUCACACUUAAAUGCUCUUCAACAGUUAAAAAUAGUUUCUAUGAUGAAAAGUUAACUGUUUUUAAAAGAAAUACUGUUAAAAUCUACCCAAAUUUAAAACAUUUGGUUUAGGGGGUCCCAAAAUAAUCAAGAAAAAUUAAUCUUUUAAAAUAUAUGAGAAACAAUAAUGCUUUUUGAUAAUAACUUUGCAAGUGGAUACCUAAAAGGAAGCUAAGGUCAAAUUACUCUAGAAUAAAGUAUAUAAACAGACAUCAUUAUCAACAUUAUGAAGCUAUCAUGUAUUAGAUUUUAUUGAGUAUUUUAUUAAAGUUCCCAAACAGCAGCAUAUAUCACUUUUUAAUUUCUGUUAUAACUGAGGAGAAUUAGUAUAUUGGGAUGAAAUAUAAUGACUUAUCCAUUAAUAUAAUGAGGCAUGUGACAAUAAAUUAAGUAGUUAUAAUAGAAACCAGUACCCAUAUCUGAGACAACGUGGCAUCCCAAAGUCAAAGUGAUAUGUAUGCUAGGUGCACAUGUUCAUCUUUCAACACUAAUGAGAAAAUGCAUGAGAUUUUCAUAUUUGAGGAAUUUAGUUUCUCAGGCAGCAGGAAAGGGACCAAUUGGGAACCAUCAUCCAUGGAGCUAGGAGGUGACUGUUCUGGCCUCCAGCAAAUCCAUGAUGAUAGAAUUUCUAAGUCCCCACAAACUCCUGGCCAGAUCACUCUCAUCACCUUGCCAGGACAUUUUCAAAUAAUGUUCUUCAAAUGAACCCCAUCUGCCAGAUGCCCAAGAUACAGUGAAGUCUGGCUGCUUCUCAGGGCUCUUUCAGGAGCCAGCCUCCCCAAAGCACCAUGGCAUUGUAGUGACCUGGGCAAUAUAGUCAACUAUCUUCCUUACCCUUUAGAAUUAAGUACCAGAAGAAGAAAUAGAGAACUAAAAGCUAUUUUGGCCUCUGGAGAGAUGUCACUUUGGUAAUGGGAACAAAAGUAAGAUAGAUUCCUGAUUCUCUAAGAGUUAAUAUUAUUGAAAUAAGUUCUCUCAUUUUUAAAUUUUCUCCAAAAAGCUGGGAGGCUGCAUUUUACUUGGAUUAAAGCCAUAAAACAUAGACAAGUUUUUAAGAAAAUUUAUUUGUACAUCUACAGCAGAAAACAGGGAAACAGUUUAAGUUUGUGCAAAUCACAGUGAUGAAGUGGAGCUUCACCACAUCCUUUUAAAUACAGGCUUGCUGCAACAUUAUUCCUGGAUUUUCAAAAUCCAGCCAGCACGGAUGCUUCUCUGCUACUCUGUUUUAGCCUUCAUAGCUGCUUCCUCUCUGAGACGAGCUUUCUUUUCUAAGUUCAAGCUUGUUAAAGACUCAUUUCUUUUGGCAGCCUAAAAUGAAGUAAAUUCGAACAGGUGAUUAUGCCAGGCUGAAGAGGCAUCAUUACCUUCCACUAAGGACAGCAGGGUCCUCCACAUGCCUUCUACAUCAUCUAAUGCUCUGGACUACAGUAGCCUCCCCAAGCACAAGAUUAGUGCACACCUCUCCCUUUCUGGCCUCUUUCUGUAAAUUUGCAGCUUUUCCUUAUUCCUUUUAUUCCCUUAUUUUUCCUUUUAUUUCCUCCCUUUCCUCCCUCUUCUCUUUGAUAUUAAAUACCUUCUCAUUUCCAUUUCAUUUUUUCUUCUUUCACAUUUCUCCUUCCCAACUCAUUUGCAUACUUUCAUACUCUUCUAGCUCCUUACUGAAGCUAGCUUACAUAAACAGAUCAGUUUCAAAAUCUGUAUACCAAAUAAGUGAAACUAAGCAUCCAUACAAGCUGGUAUUAUAUCAUCUGUAAACAAUUAGGUAUGGGGAGGGGGAAGAGAAUGGGAAUGAAUAGGAAGUUGAUGGGAAUAGGACAAAACACAAAGUAGUUAAUUUUGCUCUUUUAGUCACAUUAAGUUGAAAAGUCCUCCAUUCCAGUAGCAUUUAACAACUUUUGGAAAUGGAAAUUCUAUAAAAGAUAAAUGUACCAUUUUAUGUAACAGAACGUGAGAGGAACUCUCUAUAGCAUAUAUGCCUGGAUGAUGCUAAAAGAAAUCCCAGGGGAUAAUUUGCUUAGGCAGUAAACUCAAGUUUAUUAAUAAAUGCAAGUUUAAACAAAUAUACAAAAGCAAUGCAGAAUUCUGAAAAUCCACAUCUUGUUCAGAAGCUUCUGAAGGCUUCAACCUGAGAAGUCAAAGAUGAAGACAGGGAAGACUAAAGUGGGACAGCAUUGGUGUUUGUUUUCAAGAGAACUUGGCCUAUGUCAGCACUCUUGCCCUUUUGUGCUCCUAUGAGGGCAGCCUAAAAUGGUUAAUGUUUAUGUAACUACAAGACUCUAAAGAGAGCCAAAAGUUCAUUUCCUUUUACUCUGGAGUCACUGAGGAUAAGGAAAUAGUUAACAAUGGGUGUGUAGAGGAAUCUUUCUAAUAUCUAUUAUUAGUUAUAAGACAUCUCUUCCAAUAUGGAAGCUGUAACACAGAUCAGACAUUAAAAGAUAGGUUUGACCAGCACUACUGAAUAUAAAAAUGACUCCAUCUUAAUAACAAGGAUAACAUACCGGGAGGUGUGGUAACAUGCAAAUUUGGAUCUGAUUUUUUUACCUUGACAUUUAUUAGCUAUGUGAUUUUGGGAAAGUUAUUGACCAUCUCUCAGUUCAGGUUCCUCCUUUAUAAAAAACAGUAAUAAGAGAACUAUAUUUUAGGUUCUGAGGAUUAUUAUGGUGAUUAAAUAAGCUUAACAGUUUACCCUUCUACAUAGUAAGCACUCAAUAAAUGGGAAAAAUUUUACUGUAACCUUGAUUAGGUGGCUCUGUUAUUUGGGAGCUGGGUAGCCUUGGGUAAGUUACGAAAGCUUUUAAACUAGUUUCCCUAUCUAUAAAUGAGUACCUAUCUUACAGUGCUGUUGUGAGGUUCAGACGAGACAAUAAUAGAAAAGUACCCAGAAUGCAGUAAGUAUUCAAUUAGCAAUAGCUAUUAAUUUAUAAUCUGUAUCAGAACAAAGACUUCUAGAUUUUCAUUCCUAUGUGCUGCUUAGAAGCAGUGGUCCUCAGACAUAUGGCCAUGUUUGGCUGAACUUCAAAUAAAGAAUCAUGAUAAGAUGUUCACUGUGAUUAAGGCAGUUAUAGUGAGGAUAAAUAAGUCCAUAUACUGAUGGUGCUUUAUAAAUAUGCAGUGUUAUAAAAUGCCCCUGUCCUAUUUCUUGUUUCAUAUUAUUUAUAACAACUAUGAUAAACAACACUUUUUACACAAAAUAAUAUUUCUUCACCAUGCCAAAAUUAGGGCUUACCAUUUAUCCUGACAAUAACUCACGUUUGUCCCUACUAUGUCUUAUUUUGUUUCCUAUCAUUUCUAGCCUCUUCUUGGAUAGUAAACAGUAGAGGCAAUCCCUGCUUUCCUUCCUGGUCUUCUGUGGAGAGAACUGAGACACAGAGGGGAAUACUCUCACCUUCUUGCCCCUCGAUAAUCAUCAGGAUGCAUCCUGCCACUGUCAAGGCAAUCAUUAUAUAGCUAACCUUCACCCGGAUCUUGUUCUUUGCAGCAUCAAGCAUCUCAAACCUAAUAGUACAAUGUGAUCAAGAAAGAAUGUUAGUAACUUUUCUCUUUCUGAAGCUGCAGCAAGAUAUCAAGUUCUGUGUACCACAACUUAGAAGUGUAGUGUCUAUAAAUAUAAAAAGGAGACAGGAACUGGAGAUCCACAGUAUUUUGGGGAGGAUGAGCAAUUUUCACAACCAUUUAUGUGUUUAACAGCAAGAUGGCAAAAAUUUAAAGUACAAAAGAAGUAAGAAGACAAUAUGAAAGAGUGAGCCAGGAACAAAGCAAAAAAAAAAAAAAAAAAAAAACAGCAACAAAAACCCAGCAAGGCAUAUUAAACUACUUUUGCUAUGAUGGGCCCCAAUUUUGGCUCUCAGGUUUCUAGCAGCCAACACUAAAAAUGAAACUAUUAGCUAAUUAUCCCUAGGGUUCUUAAGAAGAAAAUAUGUGAUACAAUGACUGAAGAAUACCCUGAUAGCAGAUAUUGCUAUGAGCUUCCAACACAAAGUACAAUUCAGAAAUAAGACCAACAUGAGAGAGAGUCAAACAAUGUGCUCUAUAUAACCUGGCUUUUUUUGUCUUGAACCAGGAGUAGACUGGAGAAUAUCUAAGCCAGUAGAAAGAUCCUUUAAGUGAAAGUCCCUUAAUAUUUACCUUUUAACUAAAUAUUUAAAUAUUUACCUUUUAACUCAGUUUUACUAAAACUGAGUAAGUUUGUGCUCUUUGGCAAGUGCCUGGAGUACAGCUCUUCUAAAUCUGUCCUCUGAGUGAACACUCAUGUUCCCCAAUAGAAAGUUGGGGGUUGGAUCAUCAUGUUGGGUAAAAGGUAAGGGGUAUAACACGGUAGAGUCUAAAGAGAAAGCCACUCUACCUUGGUUAUUUUGUAGAUAGGCAGUGGUUGUAUUACCUGGGUGCCUAGUAGAGUCUCAAGGUAGAGCAUGUGGAGUCAUAAUGGGGCCCAGGAUAAAGGACUUCUGGUCUCCUCCAAAGUGUACAUAGGAAAUGAUAGUCUCUAGAUGAUGGAAUUGGAGUCCUUUUUAGUUUUCUUCCCCCAUGUCUUCAACACAUUACUUUGAAAAUCAGGUGGGGAAAUGGUUUUUAAGAAAUGUUUGGAAGGAGGCAUAGGGUUUGGGAUGUUGCAGGUGGAUAAGAGGAGGACCCUUAAAACACACACAUAAUGUGAUAUGAGAGCUGGGAACUGUAAGGCAGCAAUGUGGAAGGAGUUCUCCAGGUACCAAAACUGGGCCUACAGUGGUGGGAACCAAGAACAACUUCUAAAGAUUGUGAAUUACUCAAGAGCACCUGAGAUCACACUACUACUCAUUUUGGCAGUAUUUUAUGUGAACUGGUAUGUCCAAAUGAAGUGCUGUGAUUCUCAUGGACAGUGAUAUAUUUUACAGGUCAAGGAACAUUUAAAAAAGUAAAGUACAUUUAAAUAAGGCCAUGAUAUUGCCAUUCAUCCCUCAGGAAGCAAUAAGAAGGUUAAGCAGUACUUGUUCAGAACUACCAGCUCAAGGAUAAAUGGUUGCCUGAGUCCAGGAAAAAGUCUUUUGGGGUGACUCACAGGCAGUAUUUUGGACCUGAGGUGAACCUGGAACCAACUAUAGGACAGGCUAGGGAAGGUGUUCCAUAGCAAAGCCUAUACAGCAUCAGUUAGAAAAAUAUGUAGCAGCUUAUUUUCUGUUGGAAUAUUCAGAAAGAAAUCAAGAGCACAGGCAAGAACUUGAUAUCACUGUUAUUUCUAGGGUGCUCUUAUUUUCCAGGAGAGUACACUAUCACUUAAGCUAAGAUGGAUAAGGAUUCUUCUGCUGAAACAACUCUAGUGAAAAUAAUGUGCUAAUCUGAUUGGCAGAAGCAGAAAGGUUCUAUUGCUGGGUGCAGUGGGUAUGAGCCUGUAGUCCCAGCUACUUGGGAGGCUGAGAUGUGAAGAUCACCUGAGCCCCAGGUGUUCAAGGUCAGUCUGGACAAUACAGCGAGACCCUGUUUCAAAUAAAUAAGUAAAAAAAUUUGAAAAAAUUUUAAAUUCUUUUGUAAAAGAAAAUAAAUACUAUCUUUCCGGAAAAGUGGUCCUGAAUGAACCCAAUUCUUUUUCAAUCCUGAAAACAAGAAGGCCCCAGAAGAGUUUACCACUGAAAGAACGUGCAGGAACUUUGUCUGAUAUCUGUCUCUCAGUAGGAUGAUGCCCAGAGAGGAGCUAGCAUGUACUUCUCAGAACCCCUUCUGGUCAAGAUUCCUACUAGUCAGGGUCUUUGGCAUGAAGCUGGAACACUGCUGCCAAGUGGGGUUGAUUCUGCCCCCCAGGGAUAUUUGCUAAUAUCUAGAGAUAUUUUUGUCACCACUAAUGGAAUGUUACUGGCACCUAGAGGAUAAAGGCCAGGGAUGUUGCUAAACAUCAUCUAGCAUGCAAGUCAGGCCCUACAACAGAAUAUUCCAGCCCAAAAUGUCAACACUGCUGAGCUUGAGAAACUCUUGGUUUGGAGGAACCUGUAUUCCAUUAUCUACAAAGUGAAAAAGUCCAGGAUUAUAGCCAAAGCUAUGUUUAGGAAAGUGGUGACAGGAGGCACUCUUUCUUCCUCUCAGAAAAAGAAUGUAUUAUGCUGAAACUCUUUUAUGCCUAAGGUUGAUCUUGAGUGGAUAUUGUAGACUAUAGUUACUGUCACUGAUAUCUGAGUGAUAUACCCAGAUUAAAUACAAACUUAAAAAAGUGAAUACUAUUGUUCAGUCACAUUCCUGUGACUAGGAGAUGAAGCUAAAUAUCAGCUAGCUUUGGAAAACCUGACGAACAUAAGUUUUCCAGCACUAUUUCUGUUCUGGGUAUUUGCCAAUGAGCAAAGUAAAAAUGCUUCUGAAUUUGAUUGAAAGGUUUUAAACAGUCAGAACUCAGAGAUUCUGCUCUUCCCUGAAAACAGAUCAGUGAGAAAUACAAGCUGAUUACAAUCCUGAAUUCAGUACUCACGAGAUGGUCUCUGGGAUUUCAUCUUCCUUUUUGAAGCGACCUGACCAUAUCAGGAUCUUCCUUUCCCAAUCUGUUGGUUUGUGUAAUGGCACUCUGUGGCUGUAUUUGUCUGUGAGAAAAAAAACAGACAAGAAAUCUUACUUGAGAUUAUAACUCCCAGGUUUAUCAUGAGAAAAAAUGCUAUUUGUGCUUUUUUUUGUUAUUCACUAGACAGAAACACUGAGAAACUUCAAGCUAAUUAGAGCUUUGUUUGAAUGAAAUUUCUUAGAAAGCUUUGUUUUUCUUUUUUUGUGGUACUGGGGAUCGAACCCAGAGUCCUCUACCACUAAACACAUUCCCUACACUUUUUUUUGACCCAGGGGCUAAGUCACUUAGCCUGGCCUUGAAUUUGCAAUCCUCCUGCCUCAACCUCCUGAGUCUAUGAGAUCAUAGGCGUGCAUCACCAAAUCCAGCUAGUAUGCUUUAUUUUUCAGAUGAGAUUCCAAAAUUCCCUGAGGACUAAGGUAAAAUAAAAGUAGUAUUUCCCCAUAUAAAUACUAACUACUGAAAAGUAAAAGAAUACCAUGAAUAAAAAAAUGAAGGUAAGGAUGAACUAAGAAGGAAAUAGUAAGAAACUUGUUUGAAUACAGCAGUUUGAGUCUGUAAGGUAAGAUCAGAUUAUAAAACACCUUGACCACCAAGCUAAGGAGAUUAGACCUGGUUUGGGAACUAUGUUUUGUUUGCAACGGGGUCUAACUAUGUUGCCCAGGCUGGUACUGAACUGGGGUCCAGGAAUAUUUAUAGAUAAAUAUCAGUAAAUAUUUAUAGAUAAAUAUCAGUUGGAAUUCUUCAGUUUUUAUAUUAUAUAGAAAUGACAGUGACAAGGGUUUGAGUUAGGAUGUGGAAUGGAUGUGGCUACAGUCAAUACCCAAACUUUUAGUCCUGAUUUUGCUGUAUCUAAAACAUAAUUUGAUUUGGUUCCUUAAAAGAUAAUUUCUAGACUACUAAACAUCUAUAUUCCUACAAAAAACUCCAAUCCAACCCUUGAAGCAAGAAAAGGAGAAAUGGCAAAUGUAGAAAUCAUUGUACAUGUGAGUACAAUAUACAUAUAAUAUGCGAAGCUUAAACUACAAGUUUGGGCAUGAUGUAGGAACCCCUAUGAGUCUAGGUUCUUUAAGUUCCUAGUUGUCCUACUCUUUGGGAGACACCUAUUGCUUAACUAGAAAACAAAUAAAAACUUACUAGAUGGCACUUUGGGAUUUUCCUGUGGUUUAGUGCAAAAUCCAUUUAUUUGCUUCAAAUUAGAGUUUGUGGUAAAUCUUACAGAUGAGGCAGCAUCUUUUUCAUAUAACCUAAAAAAAUUCCCUAGAAAAGAGAGAGAAAUAUUUUCAGAGGAGAAAAUAUGAAGUUUUUUCAAGAUUACAAAUGCUUAUAAGUUGUAUAUUUAAAAUAUUAGCUCUUUUAGAAAAUUAAACUAUACAUAUGUAAGAUACACAACUUAUUUAAGGUGCUAUGAUUGGUGUUGUUUUAAACUAUAAAUGCUUUGCUGAUUAGGAAAUCAGGAGUCUGCAACAUAAAUGUUUUAUGAGCUAUAAAUUUUUACAUAAGACUUCUCACAUGUAUCCUGUUAUAAUUACUCUGGUGGCAACAUAUGUAUUAGAGCAUUCAGGUUGUUUAGGUAAAAGAAUAGCAACCUCCAAGAAGUGGUAAAAGAAGUCAUCUAGUAUAGUCAUAGAUAUAGUUUUACACAUUAAUAUGUAGUUUUAUAUUAACAUAAAAUAUGUAGUUUUUUAAUAAAAUUUUAAGUUCAAAGCUCAUAUAGAAAGUAUUAUCAACUCCUAUGUGUUUAUCACCCAGUUACAAGUAUCAACACCUACCAAUAAAUAUUUUUCACCUAAAUGUAAUCAUUUUCUACCCCCUACUGGAUUAUAUAAAGCAAAUUCCAAACAUCAUAUUACUUCUUCCAUAAACACUUGAGUUGUUCUCCAAACAACUUUCUAAAAUCACAUCCAGAAUACCACUAC
Messenger RNA from Sciurus carolinensis (gray squirrel), 10838 nucleotides. It is a transcript of the gene Wdr5b, whose product is annotated as WD repeat domain 5B. The record is from RefSeq and is a predicted model, not a curated record. Gene Ontology annotation, cellular component: Set1C/COMPASS complex. Lineage: Eukaryota; Metazoa; Chordata; Mammalia; Rodentia; Sciuridae. Gene Ontology annotation, molecular function: histone binding.